Messenger RNA from Aspergillus vadensis CBS 113365, 612 nucleotides. RefSeq lists its product as uncharacterized. The record is from RefSeq and is a predicted model, not a curated record. The transcript has a single exon. Bases 1 to 612 code for a protein of 203 amino acids. Lineage: Eukaryota; Fungi; Ascomycota; Eurotiomycetes; Eurotiales; Aspergillaceae.
AUGGAUGGAUUGAUGGAUGGUGGAUUUGGAGGUGGAGCACGCAUCGGCAGGGCUGGGCGAAAGAGUCUGGACUCACAAUUGGUUGUGAGAAAAACAUGGACCAGAGGGACGGCCUUCAACUCUCUCCAGGAUUAUUCCCAAGAAACUCCAGGAUUGACGGAUGGCCUCGAGUUUGUCCGGGUGAUUCCAACUGAUUGGCCCGCUGUCUGUCCGGAUCGACACCGGAAGGCGAUCCAUCUCAUCCUGUCUCUCUUUCUUUCUCACUUGACUGCUACUGUCCCAAGGAGGAUCAUUAUACUGGUGUUACUCAACAGCUAUUAUACUACCACUACCCACAACCUGCAAAGUUUCCAUCCAUCCAUCCAUCCAUCCAUCACAAAGAAGAAGAAGAAGAAGAAGAAGAAGAUUCUCCAACUCUCCCCCACACGAACCCUCCCAUGUGCCAUCCAUCCAAUCCACACAAUAUCCAAACCUUAUACAAAGCAAGCAAAGCAUAACCCGCAUCCUAGCGAUAAACUUCCCCCUCCCGACCGCACACAAGGAAUAAUUCAACAAACUCAGUUAAAAUUCUAUCCACGUCUAGAUCCCAGCCCCAAAAAGUCCCGCGGUUAA